AUGGGGAAAGCCGCUGCUCGCGAUCCGAGCCCGAGCCCGAGAAGCAGCAUCGAUUCAAAUGCAUCCCGUCUUCUAGAGAGACCUAGGAGAAAGUCCCUAGAAGAAUCACAAGUGCUUUCAGAACCGGGACCUCUAUUGUCCAACCUAUCUGAGUCGACUUCUUUACCAUCGCUUCCUGUGUUUGAUUCAAGCCGCCAUUCCGAUCCUAUCGAAGGCUUCUUCGGUUUAUCCACGCCAGUUUUCUCACUUGCAUUUUCAAUAUACACCCUCUUCGCCUUCCCAGAGUGGUCAAAAAGAUGGUGGAUAUCUGGAGUUCCACUUCUCUGCUUCUUGAUCCUUUAUGGAGCUUCCAUAUCUAAACUCCCAAAUACUCACCCUACCCAAAGGCUACCAUACGUCGUCGGAAUAUUAAUCGUCUACCUCAUUUUCUCAACUUCGUGGCUAGCUCACUAUGCUCUCACAAUAAUAACAUGGCCUGUUGUCGCGAUCCUGGCAACCGCAAACUUUACUUUUCUCCAAACUGUUGUUCGCCGGUCGAUGCGACGUUUAGGGAGGGACAUGCAUUACUUUCAAAAUAAAAUAGCUUGUUUUGACCUCCCUGCACUUGAUAUCGACGUUCGGGCAAAUGGUAUGAUGGUUAUCGAAGGCCUUACAUUCACUGUCAGCACUUUUACACUUGAAGCUCAUAGCAUCGAAGUCGUCUUGAAAGUCGAUGACGGUCUGGAAGUCUGCCUUCGUGCUGAAAAGGCUAUAACAAGACUGGGUCGCUGCGUGGAAAUUGGUGAUGUGUACGUCACUCUUAAAACCGAGAUGGAUACCGGCCCUGGCAGCGUAUUUGCUAUAAGACGCUCCAAUACAUUCGAUACAUUAAAAGAAUCAAAACGUCCUGAACAGCUGCAGCCUAAAUCUCUGGGCGAUACUAUCGAAAAAGUCAAAGACGUCACCGAUACCCACUAUCUUGACGAAGACGAGUCGUACGCUAUUCAAGAGUACUCCAGGCGUCUAAACCACAUUCACGAGAAUACUGCCAUCCAUGCGGCACGGAAACGGCUCCUUACAUCUACAGACGACAAAUAUUCUCGUUUGACAGUUAAAGAGAAAAAGGCUAUGAUUGCAUCGGAACUUCAAACGGCUGCCUCGAUUACACAUCCACCAACAUGGUCCAUCGCUGUUUCUCAGCUAAAAGCUCGCACCCCAGCCUGGAUACAUGAAUUCAACAACAGAUUCCCAGUUUUCCAACGUACAAUGCUCAACGUGAUUGCUCAUUUACACCCAGUUAAAUGUAAUGGUGUGAUUGGGAACCUGACCGGCCUCUUCGCCUCCGGGAUGCUGGAACAGGCAGUCUUUAAACACUACAAGAACGAAAACAAGGAAAUAUCAAAACUGGCAUCUCGAGUCCAAACAUGGCUUGAGACAGGCAACUUUGUGGUCCAGGUUAGCAAGAUCAACGGGGUUGCUCAGGUACCCAGUACCGUUAGCUAUGAUAUCUUAGCAUCGAUCAAGACAAGUACAGUCCAAAUUUUCAAAGUGCUUGUUGCGCCAGAGAUUUCGGAUCCAUUACUAGACGGAGAUGACGCUAUUAGUGUGGAGUCAGCGGCGAGUAAUGUGUCGAAUAGUUCGGGGAAGUCUGGGGUAUCCUUCACAAUUAAGGAUAAAGCGGGGCUCAAACAGGAAGAGGAUAAGGGGAUUAGUGAAGUGGCAAGGAUUACUGGAUUAUCAGCGACCGUCGAAGUCCCAAGCUUGUUGCUCCCUCAUCACGAGUAUCUAUUCCCUCCCCCGCCAGCAUCAAAAGGGAGUUAUGGAAGGGUUUUGGCGAAAGUCGAAGAGGAUGUUACAGUUUUUGGAGAAGAAGACGAUCGGUUGGAAGGAGAUGUACUAGUAGAUGACUUUGAUGGUAGGAAGACAGCGGCGGGUGUGGCGGAUUCCGAAAAAAAAGACGAGGUUUAUGUCAUUGCGACUGUUUUGGCGAGUCUGCCAGCGCAAUUUAACAGCACCACUUUACAUUUUGUGACAGCGUUGUUGAAGGCUAGUAAGCUAAUUGAGAUUGAGAAGGGCGUCCCGUUUCUUGGGAAAGAUAAUUUUAAUGGGAUGGAUGGAGGCGAAGAGGAUGAGGGAGGCACAUCAGCGACUCCUACAAGGUCAAGAAGCCUUUCAAAGAUGGGGACUAAAAUUAACAAGGUGAUGAAGAGGACAUUUACUGGGGCAGUAGACGAUGCUUGGAUUGCUAGGUUACUAGGAAGAUUGGUGGGAAAGGUAGAAAACUUGAAAGGAGAGGUAGGAUAUAAAAUGCCUAUUGCGGUAGAUCUGGGGCCCAGAAGGCUGCAAGGAUUGGGGCCGAAGGGGACAGCUGUGGAUUAUGGAUUGUUUGGGAAGCAAGAAAUUAGAGAGCUAUGGCCGGACGAUAAUCCGUUCAGGAAGAAUUGUUAG
Messenger RNA from Orbilia oligospora ATCC 24927, 2427 nucleotides. RefSeq lists its product as uncharacterized. The record is from RefSeq and is a predicted model, not a curated record. NCBI's taxonomy places the organism in Eukaryota, Fungi, Ascomycota, Orbiliomycetes, Orbiliales, Orbiliaceae. Bases 1 to 2427 code for a protein of 808 amino acids. The transcript has a single exon.